This is a messenger RNA of Panicum virgatum (switchgrass), 2018 nucleotides long. RefSeq names its product putative FBD-associated F-box protein At5g38570. The record is from RefSeq and is a predicted model, not a curated record. Bases 315 to 1178 code for a protein of 287 amino acids. The transcript has 3 exons. Gene Ontology annotation, molecular function: protein binding. NCBI's taxonomy places the organism in Eukaryota, Viridiplantae, Streptophyta, Magnoliopsida, Poales, Poaceae.
CCAAGGCCCAGAAUUGACGAGCUGCUGCUUUUACCCUCCGGCAGCCGCCGCCGCGCUCGCUGAUACUCCAUCACGCCGCCGCCCGCCGCGCGCGCGCAAUGGUGCAUCCCCCAUUUCCCCGCAGCAGCCGCGCUCUCUCCUUGAAGCGAUGAUUGCAUGAUUGGGGGAAAAGCCAUUGAAGCAUCUCGCAGCCGCCCGGGCGCGAGCUAGUGACCUUGGUGAAUUGGGGAUCUUGCAUUGCUUGCACUCUGUUCGUGGCUGCCAUCCUUCUUCCCUCCACUGGCCGGUCUGAUUCUGUCCGUGGGUACCAGGGGAUGGCGCCUCUGACGAGGCACCGGAAGAAAUCCCUUGCCGCGGCACCUCCAGAUCUGGUGAUCGAUCCAGCCGACCGCAUCAGCAAGCUUCCGGAGAUCCAGGCGCAGAUCCUGUCGUUCCUGCCGGCGCAGGAGGCCGUGCGGACGUGCGUCCUCGCGCGGACCUGGCGCAACGUCUGGAGGUUCACCAGACGCCUGCUCAUCGCGGGCAAGUCCGUGGAGGAGGUCCGCGAAUUCGUGGAUCGCCUGCUUCGCGUCCGCCGCGGCGGGCUCGAGCUCGCGCCCCUCGACGCGAGCGAGAUCAGGUUCGAUCCGUUCGCGGAGGCGGAGGAUUACGGGGAGGCCAGGCUUGACGGCAUGUCCAGCAUCAACAGAUGGAUCUGUUGGGUUCUGAAUUGUCAAAUCCGGAUGCUCCGGAUCGACAUAUCUGCUCGAACCAGCUUUGACGUCUACUUGCAGAUGAGCGCAACGCCCCUCCUCGUCUCGCGGCACUUGACCAGGUUAGAACUCACAGGCGUAUUGUUCGUCCAUCGUUGCCUCAACCUGGAUGGCUGUCCUGCGUUGGAGCAUCUGGAGAUUAAAGAAUGCUGCUUGCAAUAUGUGAGGAAGAUCACUUCCCUGUCACUGAAGUGCCUAGUCAUCACAUCCUGCGAGUCCAAUUCCGCUCGUCACAGCAUUCAGAUUUGUGUUCCACGUCUAGUUUCUCUGUGCCUGGAUAACGAUGAUGUCAGGACUCCCUUGCUGGAGAGUAUGCCAGAGUUGGUGUGGGCAAAGGUCCGGAUUGACACAUAUGUGGACAACUUAUAUCGUGAAGAUCUCAUGGUUUGUUAUCAGUUAUCACGUUACCCAGGCUUUAGAUAUUGAUUCUGAUUCUGAUAGCGAUGGCAGCGAAGAAGGUUGGGGUGAUUAUGCUAGACAAAAUUUCACAAAGUGCGUGGUCCUUGAAGGUUUAGCACAAGCUAAAGAUCUAGUGCUGAUAGCUAAUCGCUCAACGAAUAUUUUCAGAAGGGAUUUGAAGUGGUGCCCCACAUUUUCCAAGUUGAAGACCCUGGUACUCAAUGAUUACUCGUAUGAAUCUACAGAUUGCAGUGCACUAGCCUGUAUGCUUCAACAUGCACCAGUUUUAGAGAAGCUCACUGUCCUUUUCUGUAAUACGGUUCGUAGAAGGCAACUACCAUUGCAGUUUGAGUUGUAUAGCACAUUAUUAUUUAUCUAUCUUGGUGACAUCAUUUGAUUGCAUCCUGAAGGUUCAACUCAAAUAUGACGUGGUAGUGGAAGGACGCCCUGAUGCAAAAGGGAAAUCAUCUAUGAUAUCGCAACACCUUAAGAUAGUCGAGGUCAAAUGUUUUGAGGUCGAUCAAAGGCUUCUCAAUCUUCUCAAAUUUCUGGGCUCACUUAACAUAUGGUUUCGGUUCAGAGUGACAAAAGGUUCCAAAAGAAUAUGAACAAACUAUCACUAUAAAUCAAUGCCGAGCUCAGUCAUGAAAAGUACCAUAGUAUGCUAUCUGUCUGUUUAUUCCUAAGUCCUAGGAACAUGAUCUCCAGAAUUGCUUAUUAAUUAUCUGGCAGGCUAUACAGGGCUAUGUGGUUUUUACAACCAUGCUACCUAACAGACACCUAUAGGAGUCAUCAUAUAUCAUAUAUAUUGUUUCUUAUAUUAUAACAGUUCUGGAAAUGUUCAGAUAUUACUGCAUUUCAACUUUC